Molecule: messenger RNA, 1562 nt
Organism: Dendrobium catenatum
Lineage: Eukaryota; Viridiplantae; Streptophyta; Magnoliopsida; Asparagales; Orchidaceae
Product: pentatricopeptide repeat-containing protein CRP1 homolog, chloroplastic
Molecular function (GO): protein binding
Source: RefSeq, a predicted model, not a curated record
GCCCCGACCUUGCCCUUCGCCUCCUCGCCCUCAUGCGCCGCCAAGGCCUCCUCCCUGACCAGCAGAACUAUACUCUUGUCCUCCAAUCCCUUCUCCACUCCCCCGACCCCCCUGACCCUUCCCUCCUCUCUCUCCUCUCCUCUGACAUCCGCUCAGUCCGCCUCGAGCCAGACGCCCGCCUCCUUUCUGACCUCAUCGUAGCCUUCUCCCGCGCCGCCGACCCCGACGCUGCCCUUUCCGUACUCGCCCAAACUCAGGCCCAGGGCAUCACCCCCAAAUUUUCUGCUGCCGUCGAGCUCAUCUCCGCCCUGGGCAAUUCUGGCCGCGUUGAUGAGGCAGAGGCCAUAUUCGCCGAGCUCCGCCACUGGGGCCUUCAACCCCGAACCCGCGCUUACAAUGCUCUCCUCAAGGGCUAUGUUAAAACAGGUGCUCUUAAAGAUGCAGAACAGGUGCUCGACGAAAUGGAACACUGCAGUGUGGCACCUGAUGAGCGCACUUACAGCCUCUUGAUUGAUGCCUACACCAAUGCUGGUCGGUGGGAGAGCGCCAGGAUCUUGAUUAAGGAGAUGGAGAUGAAUGAUGUCCGGCCUAAUUCUUAUGUGUUUAGUAGGAUAUUAGCAAGUUUCCGGGAUAAGGGUGAGUGGCAGAGGUCUUUUGCUGUGUUGAGAGAGAUGAGGAACAAUGGCAUCCACCCAGAUCGCCAUUUCUACAAUGUGAUGAUUGAUUCUUUUGGAAAGUAUAAUUGUCUUCACCAUGCCAUGGAUGCUUUUGAUCAGAUGAGGGCUGAUGGCAUUGUGCCUGACGUUGUCACGUGGAACACACUUAUUGAUGCACAUUCAAAGGCUGGUCGGCAUGAUCAAGCCAUGAAGCUGUUUGAGGAGAUGGAGAUGAGUGGGUUGGCGCCAUGCACAACAACCUUCAACAUAGUUAUUAACUCGUUGGGCGAGCAAGAGAGGUGGGAGGAAAUGAAGGAGCUGUUUCAGAGGAUGAGGGAGAAAGGGUUACUGCCAAAUGUGGUGACCUACACUACACUUGUUGAUGUUUAUGGAAAGUCGGGGAGGUUUAAGGAUGCCAUUGAGUGCUUGGAAAUGAUGAAGUCUGGAGGGAUGAAACCUUCCCCAACCAUGUAUCAUGCCCUGGUGAAUGCGUAUGCUCAGAAGGGUCUAUCAGACCAGGCUAUACAUGCUUUCAGAGCCAUGAGAGCAGAUGGUAUCAAACCUAGCGUUUUAGUACUUAACUCAUUAAUUAAUGCAUUUGGAGAAGACAGAAGAGAUGCUGAUGCCUUCUCUGUACUGCGAUUUAUGAAGCAGCAUGAUAUGGAACCCGAUGUUGUGACAUAUACAACUCUUAUGAAAGCUCUGAUUCGUGUUGAGAAGUUUGAAAGGGUUCCAUCUGUUUAUGAAGAAAUGAUUUUAUCUGGCAUCACACCUGAUAGGAAAGCUAGAGCCAUGCUGCGAUCAGCCCUCAAAUACAUGAAGCAGACAUUUAGAUAAUAUUCUCGUUCAUGCUUCAGACUGCAUAAGGCUUUGUCGUUGCUUUGUGCUUUCUGAAACCAGUUAAAG